This is a messenger RNA of Neospora caninum, 753 nucleotides long. RefSeq lists its product as hypothetical. The record is from RefSeq and is a predicted model, not a curated record. NCBI's taxonomy places the organism in Eukaryota, Apicomplexa, Conoidasida, Eucoccidiorida, Sarcocystidae. Bases 1 to 753 code for a protein of 250 amino acids. The transcript is spliced from 4 exons.
AUGACGGGCGACCUCGUCGAACUUCAACGCCGGAUUGAUGGCUAUUCGUCCUCGGAUAGCGAGCAGGACGCGCCAGCAGCCGCUUCUUCGUCCCAUGCGGCAACUGACAAGGAUGAACCGGAACAGGAGGCGGGAAGAAGCGAUCCGGACGGGAGGAUUAACCCCGACUCGGAAAAGUCCGACACAGAUGAGGACGAGGUCUUCGAUCUUGCGGCGGUCGUGGCAGAAGGCCGACAGCGCCGUUUAGAGCGAAGAAAGGAGGCGCGGAAGGCAGAAGAAGACGCGAAGAACGGAAUAUCUCCAGGCGUUAAGCUCCCCUGUCCCGCUCGGGAAAUGGAGCUCAUGGCCGAGCGAGUGCGCGAGGAGGCAGCACAGCGGGAACUGCAUGCGCGGCGUUCGCGCCAAAGGCCGGAGGAGUUGACGCAUGUCUCUGCUGGCGGAGACACAUCUCAAGGCCUCAGUCGACGCGAACGGCGACGGCAAAAGAUCGAAAACGCCACCAAAAAGCCUCAGCAGGUGUACGUCGGGCUUCCGAUCGGGAAGUCUUGGCACGUGCCGCUCGUGGGAAUUGAAGGUCGAGGAGGCUACAGGAAAGCGGCAGAAGAGGAAGAGGAGACUGAGAAGGCCGGAGAGAAGCGGAAAGCGAGUUUGACGGUGAAGGAGAGAGAGAAGUUGAAGCGGAAGAAGGGACAGAGCUCACAUGCGACGUGGAAACCGGAACUCUGGAUGCAACUGCGACAACAGUUCGACUGA